Messenger RNA from Magnusiomyces paraingens, 2481 nucleotides. RefSeq lists its product as uncharacterized. Lineage: Eukaryota; Fungi; Ascomycota; Dipodascomycetes; Dipodascales; Dipodascaceae. Bases 1 to 2481 code for a protein of 826 amino acids. Gene Ontology annotation, biological process: ribosome biogenesis. The transcript is spliced from 2 exons. Gene Ontology annotation, molecular function: ATP binding; RNA binding; ATP hydrolysis activity. Gene Ontology annotation, cellular component: nucleus. The record is from RefSeq and is a predicted model, not a curated record.
AUGAAUACAGAAGACAAUUUACUAUUAAAAUUUCAAAAUAAAAAAAAGCCUACAGACGAAGAUCUUGCAUUUACGGCUAUAGUAUCAUAUCUUCAAGAACAGUCUCUAAACGAUUAUAUUAAAGAGCACAAAGACGAGAUCAAUGAAGAAGAAAUCAGUUCAACUGAACCUGGUCGCUUAGUUAACCUUAUUCCAUAUCUAAACGAGCUUAAACUUAAUGACAGAGAAGCUAUAGGAAUUUGUCAGAUCAAAGCAAAGAAAUUACUACGGAUUAAGAAUGUUGUCAUAAAAAAACAUUUGGAACGAGCUUAUGAUAUUAUUUAUAAAGACCAGCUUGAGUUCUGGGGAAACACGGGAAUUCAUGAUGAAAGCGACACAGAAGGGGUGAAUGUAAAUAAUUUAAUGCCGAUCCAAGAUACCAACGAGAUGAAUAAGGGUGUUGUAAGCCUUUGGAAAGUUCCCACCGUUGUAAACCAAUCAGACUCGGAUGGUACGAAAACAGUUGAUGAAACGACCAAAAAGAAUGGCAAGAAAAGAACAAGCAAAGACUCACGAGAAACCCCUACAAAAAAGCAAAAAGGAGAUAAACCAGAGCGAGCUUCUCAAAUGAAAAUCAAAUUGAAAGAUCUUGGAGGAAUAGACAAAAUUAUUCAGGAUGUUUUGGAAUUAAUUGGUAUGCCUUUAAGUCAUCCUGAAAUUUAUCAACACAUUGGAACCGACACUCCUCGUGGAGUUCUUCUUCAUGGCCCUCCAGGAUGUGGAAAAACUGUUUUAGCAAAUGCUAUUGCAAACGAAUUAGGGAUACCUUUUAUUGCCAUAUCGGCACCUUCUAUCGUUUCCGGAAUGUCAGGAGAGUCAGAAAAGAAACUCAGGGAGAUUUUUGAAGAAGCCAAAACCUUAGCUCCUUGUAUUUUGUUUUUAGACGAAAUAGAUGCAAUUACACCGAAGCGCGAUAGCGCACAACGUGAAAUGGAACGCCGAAUUGUGGCUCAGCUUCUUACUUGCAUGGACGACGUUUCACUAGAGAAAACCGGAGGUCGUCCUGUCGUUAUUAUCGGUGCAACUAAUAGACCGGAUUCGAUAGAUCCUGCAUUGAGACGAGGAGGUAGAUUUGAUCGUGAAAUAUGCAUGAGUGUUCCCGAUGAAGACGCUCGUGAAAAAAUUCUUCAAAAGAUAUGUUCGAAGCUUAGACUUGAGGGAAAUUUUGAUUAUAAGAAGCUCUCAAAAUUAACUCCAGGCUUUGUAGGAGCCGAUUUACAGGGCCUAGUUUCGUCUGCUGGUGUUGCAGCAAUAAAGAGAAUUUUUGGUGUUAUAUUAAAGGAAUCAUUGAAUUCAGUAAACCGAAAUGCCCCAGAUACGACUGAAGAAAAGAAUGAGGAAAGUGAAGAUGUUCAGAUGAAUGACAUUAAUGAAACUGAAACUAGUGAAAAACCUUCUCUUUCCGAAAAAUUGAUAGAGGAGAGUCUAAAGGAAAACCCAGCUUCUAUCAUCGAGAGCUUUUUAGCUGCACAUCCGGAUCCAUUAGAUGAGAAUGAAUUGGCGCCGUUAGCAAUAACCUUUCAAGAUUUUGAAACCGCUUUACCCACAAUUCAACCAUCUUCUAAACGUGAAGGGUUUGCCACGGUUCCAGAUGUCAACUGGGACGAUGUUGGCGCGCUGGAGAGUAUUCGUGAAGAGCUGGAAUAUGCUAUUGUCGAACCUAUUCGAAAUCCUGAUUUAUACAAGUCAGUCGGAGUGAACGCACCUUCAGGAGUAUUACUUUGGGGACCACCAGGAUGUGGUAAAACACUUCUUGCCAAGGCUGUGGCAAAUGAGUCUCAAGCAAAUUUCAUUUCUGUUCGAGGUCCUGAGCUAUUAAACAAAUAUGUCGGUGAAUCUGAAAGGGCUGUCCGACAAGUGUUUACUCGUGCUAGAGCAUCUGUGCCUUGCAUAAUAUUUUUCGAUGAGUUGGAUGCUUUAGUACCACAUAGAGAUGACACCAACUCCGAGGUUUCAUCAAGAGUGGUUAACACUCUUUUGACGGAGCUGGAUGGAGUUGGUGAUAGACAAGGCAUAUUUGUUGUUGCAGCAACAAACCGCCCAGAUAUGAUUGAUUCGGCUAUGCUUAGACCUGGACGUUUGGAUAAACAGCUCAUGGUUGAACUUCCAUCUCCUGAGGAAAGAGUGGCGAUUUUAAAAACAGUUACAAGGUCUUCACCGCUUUCCCCUGAAGUUGAUAUUGCAUCGAUUGCUCAUGAUGAAAGGUGCAGAAAUUUUAGUGGUGCAGAUCUUUCAGCCUUAACACGAGAAGCAGCGGUAUAUGCUCUUAAAAAACACUUGAAAAGUCGUAACAAGCAGCAAUCUUUACCGGGAACCCCUGAAAAUGUGGUUAUUUGCAAUGAAGAUUUUAAUGAGGCUUUUAGAAAAGUCAAGCCUAGUGUUUCCGAUUUGGAGCGUGAAAAGUAUAGAUUGUUACAACAACGACUUGGAGGUAGAGAGUAA